Messenger RNA from Pocillopora verrucosa, 1482 nucleotides. The record is from RefSeq and is a predicted model, not a curated record. Lineage: Eukaryota; Metazoa; Cnidaria; Anthozoa; Scleractinia; Pocilloporidae.
AUGAUGAGGUUACAGAAAUACGAUUUCACCGUGCACUAUGAGCGUGGCGAGAACAUGCAUUUGGCUGACAUGCUGUCAAGGGCUUACCUGCCCUACAACGGAAAAGAAGUAGAUGACUUCGAAUCAGUCAACAUGGUCCGUUAUCUACCCAUAUCUGACCAACGUUUAGACGAAAUAAGAGCAGAGACUCGGAAGGACCAGUGUCUGCGAGAGUUGUCAGAUACUAUUCUCGUAGGAUGGCCUGAGAAGAAGGAGCAUGCUCCAGCACUGAUACACCCUUACUUCAGUAUGCGUGACGAACUGACCGUACAAGAUGGGCUGAUUUUCAAAGGAAAUUCCGUUGUGAUACCAAAGAGCCUUCGCACAGAUAUGAAGCUGAAGAUUCACUCGUCCCACCUUGGAAUAGAGGCGUGUCUGAGGCGUGCCCGUGAAUGUAUCUACUGGCCAGGCAUGUCUGCGGAAAUGAAGCACCACAUCUCCGCCUGUGAAAUAUGUAGAGAACUCGACAGCACCACGCACCCAAAGGAGACACUAAUGUCCCAUGAGGUCCCAUCCCGUCCUUGGGAGAAGAUCGCCACAGACAUCUUUACUCUUGAUGGCAAAGACUACCUGGUCACCAUCGACUAUUAUAGCAAUUUCUGGGAGGUUGACAGGUUGCCGAACACUAGAGCCAGCACCACCAUUCUGAAGCUAAAGAGUCACUUUGCUCGCUACGGUAUACCUGAUCAAGUGAUCAGUGACAAUGGGCCACAGUUUACAAGUGACGAAUUCGCUGAAUUCUCCAGAAAAUGGGAUUUUGAGCCCCUUACCAGUAGCCCUGGAAAUAGCAAAGCCAAUGGCAAGGCUGAGUCUGGGGUGAAGACAGUCAAGCGCAUUCUGAAGAAAUCAAUCAGGGCUGGAACCGACCCAUACCUCGCCGUACUCGACUAUAGAAACACGCCGACACAAGGGACGACGACCAGCCCAGCACAACGCCUGAUGAGCCGAAGGACCAAAACACUCCUUCCUGCCACUCAAAGCCUACUACUACCCAGGACCAUAAACCUGGAAGUGGAAAAGAAAGAGCUGCGACAGCGCCAGCAGGCCCAAGCCAAGUACUACAACCGGUCCGCAAAGGAUUUACCCAGUUUGUCUGAAGGCGAUGUUGUUAGAAUGAAGCCAUUCAAACUUGGAGAUAAGUCUUGGCGCAAGGCCAAAGUCACUGCAAGACUCGACGAGCGAUCAUACACCGUUGAGACGGACAACGGAGCAGUCUACCGCAGAAACCGACAGCACCUGCGGAAAACGUCUGAACCACCAGUUGAACCCACCAUCACAGCGCCAGAACCGGAUAUGGCCAGCGCAGAUGAACAGGCGACCACAACCGCAGCGUCUACCCCUGACCAGAGCAAUGCUCCUCACGAGCCACACCCUGAAGAGGUGACUGUCCCGGAACAAUGUCGGAGGUCAGAGCGUGUCAGGAGGAGCCCAGCAUACCUCUAG